Nerophis lumbriciformis (worm pipefish) is the source of this 2055-nucleotide messenger RNA. The record is from RefSeq and is a predicted model, not a curated record. Lineage: Eukaryota; Metazoa; Chordata; Actinopteri; Syngnathiformes; Syngnathidae.
AUGGGCCGGACGCCACAUAAAGAUCAGAAAGAGGACAAAAAAGAGAGGCCAAGCAUAGGUGCGGGUUCUGCACUUGACAAAUCUAAUGAGCCAUUCAGUUGGGAAGACUACCUGAGAAAAACCUCAUCUAUUGCAGCCUCGCCUACUUGCUUCAAACAGUCCAGAAUCCCUCCUUCCAAUGACUUCAAGGCAGGCAUGAAGCUGGAGGCUCGCGACCCGCGCAACUCCAACUCAGUGUGCAUUGCUACGGUGAUGGGCAUGAUGGGUACUCGACUACGCCUGCGUCUAGAUGGAAGUGACAACACCAACGACUUCUGGAGGCUGGUUGACUCUUCUGACAUCCAACCAAUUGGAACCUGUGAGAGGAAUGGGGACAUGCUGCAGCCCCCGCUGGGUUUUAGAAUGAAUGCCUCCUCUUGGCCCAUGUUCCUUCUCAGAACGCUGAGUGGAGCAGAAAUGGCACCAGCCUGUGCUUUUAAGAAGGAACCAGCUAGCCCCAUUAAAAAUUACUUCAAACCCGGUAUGAAGUUGGAAGCCGUGGACCGGAAGAACCCUUAUUUAAUUUGUCCGGCUACAGUGGGCGAGGUGAAAGGUCAGGAGAUCUUUGUCAUGUUUGACGGCUGGCGAGGUGCCUUCGACUACUGGUGCCACUUUGACUCCAGAGACAUCUUCCCUGUCGGCUGGUGCGUGCUGACGAAACACAGUUUACAGCCACCUGGAAACUUCUUUACACUUCCAGGUGCCCUCCUUGCCCCCGUUUCGUCUUCCUCAACCUCUCUCACAACUCGCCGUUCCACCUCCAACUCAUCCUCAUCCACCAUGCAGACUUCUUACCGACUGCCCAACCCUUUGCCGCCUCUACCAGUCCGCAAAGGUGUCCGAGGCCGCCGUCCUAAGUCGCAGACUAUUGCUUUGUUGAAGGCUGCGGCAGAAGCUGCUGCGGCUGCGUCGCACAACGGUGCAGCACAGAGCCCUGUCCGGACCACUCAACUGGCCCCCAGACCACACAGAAAGCGAGGGCCCAAGCCUGGUAGCAAGAGGAAGACCCGGGUAGUGCCGUCACUUGGCUCAUCAUCAUCAUCAUCAAUUCCAGCUCCUCCACCAGAGACCAGAUUAAGCACUAGCCAUGUCUCAGUAGAUAACCACCAUAACAACAACGCAAAUGUAGUCUGCACAGUGUGCGUAUAUGUAAACAAACAUGGUGACUAUGGCCCCCACCUUGACCGCAAACUGGUGCAGCAGCUCCCAGACCACUUUGGGCCAGCACCUGUCAACGCAGUGUUACAGCAGGCUGUCCAGGCCUGUGUGGACUGUACGUACCAGCCCUCAGUGCUGCUGUCAUUCCUACAGAGCCAGUCCCACACUGGAGGAGAGGUCAUCCGAGUGCGCUCCGAGCACGGCAUCCGUUACGUCAAGCUCCCGUCUGUCUCCAGUGCGUCCACUGUUCUGAGGUUUUUGGAGAACAUGUGUCAGCAUCUCGAGAGUGUCAGUUUAUUCAGCUCGCAGCCUUUCAGCCCCUUUAGCAAAAACACACGCUUCUUUGAAAGGACAAAGUCAGAACCGCUAUCUCACACAGAAAACAGCUCAUCUAACAACGAUUCCAAAAAGGAUCCCACUCCCAACACGCGACCCCCUCACAUAGCGCCGGACUAUCGAGCGACCAAGAGGGAACGGCCGUAUUACGCCUCGCACUCACACACGCCUCCACCUUUAAGAAGAGUCAGCUCUAACCCAAGUGAACUCGGACAAGUGCCCGCACACAGACGCGUGGAAGCAGCUAGUUCAACAACUGGUCCAGACCACGUCACACAAGACAAGGAAAGUUCAGGGAGCGACGCCUCUUCCUGGUCUGUUGAUGACGUGAUCCGGUUUGUUCAAGAUGCUGACCCGCAUACGCUUGGUCCACAUGUGGAGCUGUUUAGGAAGCAUGAGAUCGACGGUAAGGCUCUGAUGCUUUUGCGCAGUGAUGUCAUCAUGAAGUACAUGGGACUGAAGCUGGGCCCCGCACUCAAACUCUGUCAUCACAUUGAGAAGCUGAAACAGACCAAACAGUAA